UUGAUGACCUAGUCUGAUUACAGCAUCCUUGACAGCUUUAAAGGAAUUUGCUCCGGGGAAGGAGACAGCUGCUCCUCUGAUGAAGGAUUUUUCUGAGCAGGCCUCCCAAGCUAGACAUGUCAGUAUGAGAUGCUGCCUACGUUUUUCAUCGUGACCAACAGGUUGUUAAGCUGCAGUCAAAAGCACUUAGUAAGAAUGGAUCUGUCCCUGUUAUGAGAUUUGAAGUCCUGACAUCUUCAUCCACUGGAACCUGAGUGCCCAGGAAUAAGAAGUUACACAAGACCUUCUUAUGUGCCUUUCUGGAUGACACUAAUAAAAAUAAAUGAGACAAUUCACAUGGAGAAAAUCAAAGCUAGAUAAAGACUAGAGUUUGACUUCCCUCUUCCAACCUCCGUCAGUUUUGCUGGCUGAAGUAGGCAGGACACACCAAAGAGGGGAUUUUGAGAGCAUUUCACAAGCCCUGCAGCUGUGAGCCGGUUGCAGCAUGAGGAAAAGCCCUUCGUCACCCCAAUGUACAGGAAAGAGAAGCUCCCAUCUGCUCGGUGGCACUGCCUCCUCAGUCCUCACUGCAGAGGAAUCUCCAGACGCUUUCCCCUGGUCCUUUUCAUUUUCUUGAGCAAGUGGCUUCCCAACCGAAGCUUCGUGUGGGAGGCUUCAUGUUGGCAUCCAGAGUACAUGUCCCAAAUAUGUCCAGCCCCACCUUCUGAUCCUAGUGCAGAGGAGCUGCCGACAGAUGACAGUAGCUGUCCUCCUUCAAUACUGAGGAAAAGGCCACCUGUGGACCAAGCUGUGGGUGAAAAACGGAAAGCAGAGAGAAGGGUUCGAUUUCGUGAGCCAGAAGUUACUGAACAUGCCAUUUCCUGCUAUGACUACGUAGUGGUAGAUGACAGGUCAUCAUCUGGAUUGCCUGUGCUCCUGUGGCUCUCAUUUUGUGCAGUGCUGAUCCUUGCUGCGAGUCUCUACUACACCAGCAUGAAGCAAGAUGUCAAAGUCCUGGAGGAAUUUCAAUCCCGACUUGUUAUCUUCUUUCUUCAGAUAAGACACAUUGCUCAGAAAUGCUGGACUUGGUUUAUGAGGCAGUAGCAAUGUCCUUCAGCCUGACAGACAUCUCAGAACACUGCUAACCAGCACCUGGUAGUGCAAAACUUCCAGUCUACUCUGGCCACAUGCAGAGAACACUUGAACAUCCACCUCAAAGAGGAAGAAAACCACCCUUGUGCACUGUCCAGCAGCCACUUGCUCUCCUUUUUUUUUUUUUCCUUAUUUGUUUUUUUCACAUUAGUGGGUGGUCAUACUAGCACCUUGAGAUCCCACCAAACACAUGCUCCCUCAUCCUGAACAGCAAACAAGUGUCUGAAUUUUGUCCCCCAAAGAGCUUAUAAACUGCUGAUAUGAGGAGCAGAAGUAGAGAGAGAAAUACAUUGAUCCGUGCAAGCAGCAGCAAGCUCUGAAUAAAAGUCUCCCUGAGUCUCAGGUCAAGGCUUUAAAUCCCAAACUAUCUUUCUCCUCAAGUCUCCUAAGAGCUAUUCUGCAAAAGUUAAAAUAAAGUUGAGCUAUUGCACAAACACUGCUCUGAUGGCCAAAGGCUUGUCAAGCUGCUAUAUUUAUGCACCUGGAAUUAUUAUUAGUAAAAUUCCAGCAAAUGGCUUUCUUGUUUCCCUUUCUGCAUUUUUUUCCUCCAUGGGCAAAAGCUGUUUCUUAAUGUUUCACUUGACUCCCAGGUGUGAAAAGGAACAUGAAAACUCAUUUAAACAGUAACUAGUUUAUUUGCCUAACAUAAUAAAUAGCAGCGUUGGAUCCCAGGCUAAUUACCAAAUCAGUAGUUUAAUCCUCUGGGUUUGAUUCAGUCCAUAAACCCCACAAGCUGAGCUUACAAGACUUAUGAUAGUGCUUGUAUUCAGUCAGUGGUUAUGCUUUUAUGCUUGGGUGUUAGAGGCCUUAUAUAAUGGUAAUAUGGACUGUUUACAAAGGCAUGGGAUGCAAAGCCCCCUUAUCCCUCCAUUGUCUCACCAUAGCAUGUACCUCUCUGAAGGGAAUCUUUUUAAAGGAGAUCAUGCAAUGAAUGUGGAAUGGUGCUCUGUGUGUCUGAGAGGAGAACAAGCUUCAGCUGUGUUUUCUUACUAGAUAAAACCAGCGUGACCAGCUUUUUAGGCUUUAGAUUCUUGUCAAGUAGCACCUGAUGUGUACUUGGGAUUAUUUGGUAUAAGAUUGACAUCAGAACCUGUAUGAGCUGAAGAGAAGGAAAAAGAAAAAAAAAAAAGAAAGAGAAAGAAAGCACCUGAGAGAAGAUGGAAAAGAUGCCUGCAAGACCUUGCCCUGAAUUCCUCUGCCAUUGCAACCCACCAAAAAAAAAAAAAAAAUGGUGCUUUAUUUUUAAUUGAUUUAUUUUUAAAAAAGAGGGCCAUACCUCUCUCUCCCAACAACCUUUUUCCAAGCAACCCAGAGUUUUUAACCAGACAGAGGAUAAACAGAAACACGAUACGCAGCCUUCUCUCAAGUGGAGAGUGGGCAACAACUUGACUGAGAACAAGUCAAAAUAAUUUCAGUCCAAGACAGAAACAAGUGACUUCAGUGGCUGUUGUCAUGCUCCUCCUCAGACGUCAAAGGCCACAGCAAUUAUGUUCGACAUGUUGCCGGUCUGGGAAGCGGAGGUUGCUGCAGGAAGAGUGUUUAGCUCAGGGGCUCUUUGUGCAAACUGCUCAGGUACCCCAGCUCAGAGGGUAAGUUUCACCACUGCUUCCCUUCCCUCUCCCCUGUCUCAGUCCUGCUCUUUAGGUAAUAAAGAAGAAAGGUUUUAAA
This is a messenger RNA of Tyto alba (common barn owl), 2799 nucleotides long. RefSeq names its product chromosome unknown C14orf180 homolog (gene CUNH14orf180). The coding region runs from base 511 to 1083 and encodes 190 amino acids. The record is from RefSeq and is a predicted model, not a curated record. The transcript has 8 exons. NCBI's taxonomy places the organism in Eukaryota, Metazoa, Chordata, Aves, Strigiformes, Tytonidae.